AUGUUAUCAAAACCACUUAAAGUAGCUUUCAUACAUCCUGAUUUAGGAAUAGGUGGUGCAGAAAGACUUGUGGUAGAUGCGGCAGUUGGUUUGCAAUCAAAAGGUCACGAUAUUGUUAUAUAUACUUCCCACCAUGAUCGUAGUCAUUGUUUUCAAGAAACUAAAGAUGGUACACUUGAUGUCAGAGUACGAGGAAAUACAAUUAUUCCUAGUACAUUUUUUGGAUAUUUUUAUAUUGUGUCUGCAAUUCUUAGGCAACUUCAUUUGUCGUUAUCUUUGAUCUUUACAGAUAAGGAUCAAUAUGAUGUGAUAUUUGUAGAUCAAUUAUCUGCAUGCAUUCCUUUAUUAAAGUUAACCGGCGCUAAGGUCUUGUUUUAUUGUCAUUUUCCAGAUAAAUUGCUGUCCAUAAGGGAAUCCUUGUUAAAAUCAAUUUAUAGAUAUCCAAUUGAUAAGCUAGAAGAAUUAACAACUGGUAUGGCUGAUUCUAUAGUUGUCAAUAGUAGAUUUACAUCACUUGUAUUUCAAGAAUCUUUUCCAACAAUUAAAAAUAUACCACAAAUUCUUUAUCCUGGUAUACACUUUGAUUCAUAUGAUAAGGAAAUAAAUUUACAAGAUAAAAAUAUAAAAAUUUUGGAAACAAAACAGAAAUUUGAUCCAUCAUUACAAGGACGAAAAGCAGACUUUUCUGUUUAUAUACCAAUUAGAGGUGAAAAUUUUUAUUUACUUGUAUCAGAAACAAG
Molecule: messenger RNA, 740 nt
Organism: Entrophospora sp. SA101
Lineage: Eukaryota; Fungi; Glomeromycota; Glomeromycetes; Entrophosporales; Entrophosporaceae
Source: the annotation of a GenBank genome assembly